AUGCUUACCAAGUACGCUGUCCUCGCCGCCACCGCCGCCGCCGCUGUUGCCGCCGCUCCUGCCCAGAAGCGUGCCGCCGCUGGCCAGGCUGACAUUGACGUCGUCAUCCUCAACUACGCCCUCACCCUGGAGCACCUCGAGAACGCUUUCUACCGUGACACCCUUGCCACCUACGACGCCGAUGCCUUCCGCUCUGCCGGUUACCCUGACUGGGUUCGCCAGCGCUUCACCGAGAUCGGUGGCCACGAGAAGGCUCACGUCGACUUCCUCACCAAGGCUCUCGGUGACCAGGCCACCAAGGAGUGCACCUACGACUUCGGUAUCACCGACGUCAAGACCUUCAUCGCCACCGCCGCUCUCCUUGAGGGUAUCGGUGAGAGCGCCUACCUCGGCGCUGCCCAGAACAUCACCAACCCCAGCACGCUUACUGCGGCUGGCUCUAUCCUGACCGUCGAGUCGAGGCACGCUGGAUGGGUUGCUUCGUCGGUGCAAAACGGCGAUGGUUUCGCCCGUGACAACAGCACGCCUCUCAACUUCAACCAGACCUACUCGCUCGCCGCACCCCUGAUCAAGUCGUGCCCGGACACCAACCCUGCCCUCCCCGUCAAGGCCUUCCCCGCUGCCAAGAUCAGCGGCGACGUCUGCGGCGGCAAGACCGUGACCAUCUCUGGUGACGGUGUGCAGCCCGGUCAGUACGCUGCCUUCCUCGCUGGCCUCGGAGUGUACUACGCCCAGAUCGGCGACGGCAACAGCGUCACCGUGCCCCAGGACGUCGGAUACGGCCGCAUCUACGCGGUUGUGUCCAAGGUCAACAACUCGAUCGCUGACGACAACGUCGUCGCCGGCCCCGCUGUCAUUGACAUCCCUCUGUCCGCCAGCCAGGCCCAGGACCUCUACGCUAACAAGCAGUAA
This is a messenger RNA of Sporisorium graminicola, 912 nucleotides long. RefSeq lists its product as uncharacterized. Bases 1 to 912 code for a protein of 303 amino acids. The record is from RefSeq and is a predicted model, not a curated record. Lineage: Eukaryota; Fungi; Basidiomycota; Ustilaginomycetes; Ustilaginales; Ustilaginaceae. The transcript has a single exon.